This is a messenger RNA of Ascochyta rabiei, 1011 nucleotides long. RefSeq lists its product as uncharacterized. The transcript is spliced from 2 exons. The record is from RefSeq and is a predicted model, not a curated record. NCBI's taxonomy places the organism in Eukaryota, Fungi, Ascomycota, Dothideomycetes, Pleosporales, Didymellaceae. The coding region runs from base 1 to 1011 and encodes 336 amino acids.
AUGGCGACUUUGGACACCAAGACGGCCGCUCUUCCUCCGGCAUCUGCCCCCGCGCUGCAGACUGCAGCCGCACCGCCCUCACCACCACAUUCGUCAGGCCGCGAGACGCUGCCCAAGCCUUCGAUAGACGCCCACGACAACACAACACCGCCCUUCUCGCCGGCCAGCGACACGCCAGUGCUCCAGAAGGAGCAGGAGGAGUUUGAGGGCACAGUCAACGUCAACAACGAUCUGCCCAGCGACAAGGACCUCAGCAAGGUCGAAGACCUGCUCAUCCUUGAUGCUGCCGGGAAGAGCCGGCCGUUCAGGGAGCUCUACGAUGCGUCAGGUGUCGCGCCCCGGCAGCUGGUCAUCUUCAUCAGGCACUUUUUCUGCGGAAACUGCCAGGAAUACCUGCGCACACUUUCCUCGUCCAUCACCCCCGAAGACCUUCUCGCUCUCCCCACGCCAGCCUCCAUCACCGUCAUUGGCUGCGGUCGCCCAGAGCUGAUACCCAUGUACACCGAAGCAACCGGCUGCCCGUUCCCCAUCUACGCAGAGCCCACACGCAAGAUAUACGACUAUCUAGGCAUGACACGCACCUUCGACCUCGGGUCAAAGCCCGCGUACAUGCAGACCCACGUGCUGAUCAACAGCGUGCAAUCGAUAUUCCAAGGCCUGUCCACGGGCCGCAAGGCGCUCAAGGGCGGCGACUUCAAGCAAGUCGGUGGCGAGUUCCUCUUUGAGAACGGCAAGUGCACAUGGGUGCACAGGAUGAAGACGACAAGAGGCCACGCCGAGGUCUCUGACAUACGAACACUCCUCGGCCUCGACGACAGGCGGCCGCCCAUGCGCAAACGCUGGAGCCACAGCAUCAAGCAGGAAAAACAGCAGAAAAGGCAGAGCAUGAGCUGGGGGCGACUGCGGAGCAAAAGCAAGGGUGCAAAGGAGCUGGAGAAGAGCGGCAGCACCACGCCGGAGCGGGUUGAAGAGGAGGACCCAAGUAAGUGGAUCGGGAGGACAACGGCGUAG